Molecule: messenger RNA, 753 nt
Organism: Plasmodium yoelii
Lineage: Eukaryota; Apicomplexa; Aconoidasida; Haemosporida; Plasmodiidae
Product: fam-b protein
Exons: 2
Coding region: 1-753 (250 amino acids)
Source: RefSeq, a predicted model, not a curated record
AUGAGAAUCAGUAUUUUAAAAUAUCUUAUUUUUUCAAUUGUUAUUUGGUCUUUUGAAUAUCCAAAAAAUGAAUUAUACUAUGCAAAUGAAAGAACCAUCUGUUUUGAAAAUAAUAUAACAAAUUUUAGAAAUAAUAGGAUAUUAGCAGAUGCAGACAACCGAUUCGAUUUAAAUAGUUUUUAUGAAUCAACUUUGAGUCUUGCAAAUCAAUUUAAUGAGUACAAUGAUGAUGACGAAGAAAUAACAAAGCUUCGAAAUAUUAUAGAUUCACAUAUAAAUAAGCAUGAAGAAAGUAAUACAUUACCCGAUUUAAAAAAUUUAGAUAAAAAAACGAAAAAGUUAAUUCAUGGACUUCACAAAGAAAUAGAAGAAACAAAAAAAGAGCUUGAUAAUAUAAGGAAUAAUAAAUUAGCAAUAGAAUCGAUAGAAAAUAAUUCUGUAUCAGAAGAAGACUUUAAACAAUUGGAAAAUGAAAGAAAUAUCGUGGCGAAUGAGCAUCAUGAGAACGAUUCAAGUAUCGAAUAUGAAUUAAAAAAUAAACGAAAGUUAAAAAAAAUGAUCAAAGGGUUAAUGUUGAGGGUGGUGUUGUUGAUGGGGCUUAUUUUGGCGCUAUCGAUACCCGGAUGGAUUCAAAUUGUAUUUAUUAUUAUGAAUGUAGCGCUUUCAAUUGAAACAAUUAUUAGACUUUAUCAAUACAUUAAAUUAUGUUUUAAAGUAUAUAAAAUAUCCAAAAAAACAAAAACAUCAAAAUAG